This is a messenger RNA of Dicentrarchus labrax (European seabass), 2372 nucleotides long. RefSeq names its product 2-aminoethanethiol (cysteamine) dioxygenase a (gene adoa). Gene Ontology annotation, molecular function: oxidoreductase activity, acting on single donors with incorporation of molecular oxygen, incorporation of two atoms of oxygen. The coding region runs from base 246 to 1031 and encodes 261 amino acids. Lineage: Eukaryota; Metazoa; Chordata; Actinopteri; Moronidae. The transcript has 2 exons. Gene Ontology annotation, cellular component: mitochondrion. The record is from RefSeq and is a predicted model, not a curated record.
GACAAGGAGGCGAGUUGGUGGAAAAUGAGUGGAGGGAGGCUGUUAUCUGAGGGUGAAAUUAUACAUUACCACCAUGAAAUGUCUUUUGUUUUGAUCAAAGUCGCAAUUAUGUCUUUUUUGAACGUGGACCGAACUGCUCCGGGGGAAAUUUGCUGAUACUUGAGGAUUUGCAAAGCAUUUUAAAACGGUUUUAUUUGAAGAGUGCCAGAGACCCACCGAUAUCCGUUAUUUUUUCCGCAGCCAGGAUGCCGCGGGACAACAAAACUCCUCUUAUCCAGAAAAUCGCAAAGCAAGCCUAUGCCAUCUUUAAGUCGGCGGCCAACGGGGAUAACAAUGUCGUUGCAGAGAAACAGACUGAACUAAUCUCUUUAGUGACUGCGGUCAGGGCUGCCGACCUCAAAAUUGCACCCCGGAAAACCAAACCGAGCUCCGUGGCAGCGGGGCUCCAAACCCCCCCGGUUACCUACAUGCACAUCUGCGAGACUGAGGUGUUCAGCAUGGGGGUGUUCCUGCUGGGGACCGGCGCCUCCAUACCGCUGCAUGACCACCCGGGCAUGAACGGGAUGCUAAAGGUUCUCUAUGGGAAGGUGAGUGUUCGCUGUUUUGACAAGCUGGAGGAUAACCUGACUUUCAGCACUGUGCCGCCUCAUUUCGAGCCUCCACUGGCUCCGUUCCAGACGGCCUCUCUGCGGCGCUCCGUGCUUCGCUCAGUCGCUGAAUACUCAGAAAACAGCGGGCCGUGCCUCCUCACUCCUGUACGGGAUAACCUUCAUCAGAUUGACGCAGUGGAGGGGCCGGCUGCGUUCCUGGAUAUCCUGGCACCUCCGUACAAUCCAGAUGAUGGAAGGGACUGUCACUAUUACAAAGUCCUGCAAACUAUGGCAGAGGGGGAAACUGAUGGAAAGAGAAAUGAGGAGCAGCAGGAAGAGGAGAAGGAGAAACAAGAGGAGACAUGGCUGCUAGAAGUCCCUCAACCAGAGGACUUCUGGUGUGGUGGGGAACCCUACCCAGGCCCUGCAGUCUCGAUCUGAAUGAAACCUCUGAUCAGAGGAAGCACACUGCAGUAUAUGACCGUGUUAACAUAGUGUUGUCCAUCUAUCCACAAGGGGAAACUGUUAGCCCUGUUCCACAGGGAAAUCAAACAUGAGGGUCAUUAUUAAUUCCUGGAAGUCAAAGGGAUUGAAUGCCUUGCUCAAAGGAUGCUACAGCAGGGCAGAAAGUUGUAGAAACAUGAGCUUGACAGAGAAUCAGGACCACUGAACUGCCUUCCACAAACCGCUAAUAACUUUGUACUGAGAAAAGAUUUGACUCAAGGAAUUCACAUUCCUAAUAUUUGUCAGGAUUAUUAGGUUGCCUUGUACACACAUGAAUGUCAUCAGUCAAAUGUUCUGUGAAUGCUGGGGUGUCAUUAGGUUCUCUUAUGUGAGGCUUGGAAACCUUGUACACAUUUUUCACACUCUGCUGCAGAGGACUUCCAUAUUGUAACAUGUCUUAAUGCCAAAGCCUGUAACUCGAGUUGAAUAUUGAAUGUAUACUUAUUAAGAGUGCCAUUUUCUAUUGUACACACUCAUUUCCUCUUCCAAAGUGCACAGACUACAUAAUAUAUACCUUAUUUUUAUUUUAUGUGUUUAUAGGGGAAAAAGAUGAUAUUCAACUUUUUCUACAUAUUCUGUGAUGUCAUGUCUCCUACUGUAACUCAAUCUAGAGUCAUAUAGUAUAUAUGAUGCAUCAUAUCAUACUGUAGGUCCAGUGUUGAGGAUUUAGUGGUGUAGUUGCAGAUUCAAACUCUCUGGCUUCUCCUUCCCCUUCCAAGUGCGAAGGAGAAUCUACGGUGGCUGCAAAACACAUAAAAAACAGCCCUAUCUAGAGCCAGAGUUUGGUUUAUCCGUUCUGGGCUGCUGUAGAAACAUGGUGGUUCAACAUGGUGGCCUCCACAGAAGGCGACCUGCAACAUCUGUAGAUAAAAACUCAUUCUAAGGUAACAAAAGCAUAAUGAUUCUUAUUUUUUAGGUGGUUAUACACUAAUGAAAACAUGCAUAUGAAUAUUAUAUUCAAUUUCUGACAAUAGGUCCUCCUAAAUGUUACACACUGGACCUUUAAAGACUGAAUGAUGUCUUUAAACCAGUUCAGAACGUAUAGGCUAAGUAAAAACUGUCAUUUUCAUUGUAUAAAGCUAACACACUUUCUUCAUUAUCUUUACAUGUAGCUUGAUGAACACUAUAUCAUUCCAACCUGUAUGUUAGACUUUAGCUUAUAUCUCAAUCCUCCUUUGGCUUAUAUAAGACUUCACACAGGUUAGUGUGUCAGUUUGACAGUGAUUCUGCCACUGAUGUUGAAUGUAUGUGAAACAAUAAAAUAGAUGAAUGUAAUAA